GACACCAUCGCCAUCUUAAGUCAACUUUCCGAGCGUGGCUAGGCCCCGGUUCAGAUUUGGAGAUAGGUGCCGUGUCCGUUGGUCUAGGCAGUCGAGUGGAGACCAGGAUGACCCCGGAUGUUAGGACUGGUGAGUUACCGGUGAACGGGAAGAUUUUCUGUCUCUUUCCAGCUCUGGUAAAGCAGGCCGCAGCAAUGGUUCUCCGGCCCCCA
Pelobates cultripes (western spadefoot toad) is the source of this 212-nucleotide messenger RNA. Lineage: Eukaryota; Metazoa; Chordata; Amphibia; Anura; Pelobatidae. The record is from the annotation of a GenBank genome assembly.